Exserohilum turcica Et28A is the source of this 2382-nucleotide messenger RNA. RefSeq lists its product as uncharacterized. Gene Ontology annotation, biological process: positive regulation of transcription by RNA polymerase II; meiotic cell cycle. The record is from RefSeq and is a predicted model, not a curated record. Gene Ontology annotation, molecular function: DNA-binding transcription factor activity; DNA binding. Gene Ontology annotation, cellular component: nuclear chromosome. The transcript has 3 exons. Bases 1 to 2382 code for a protein of 793 amino acids. Lineage: Eukaryota; Fungi; Ascomycota; Dothideomycetes; Pleosporales; Pleosporaceae.
AUGGCGCACGCUAAGGGCCCGUUCGGCUUGACCCUUGAAGCAGCCCUGCCGACAAGCAGCCGGCAGAUUAGUAUUACUGCAGUGUGUAUUACUACUGGUCGUGGUAAUAGCAGUAGUGUAGUAGCACUUGGGCGACGGGCAGAACCAGACGGCACUGCGCAGGGCCGGCGACGAAUGCAGUACUGCCAACUCGACUCGCCGUGCAUCAGCGGCACUGAGUCGCCUCGUGGAAGCACCAGCCCAGCACCAGCACGAGCACCAGCACCAGCCGCCGCCGCCGCCGCCUCUGUCGCCCUUCAUCUUCCUUGGCCCUCGAGCUCCCAGCAACGGCUGCCGUGUUGUUAUAGUGCGGCGCGCGCGCUCAGUGCAAGCCCCCUCGUCCCGUAUACCCUCGCUACUCUGACCCGGCGCGUCGAUGCCAGCGCCGCGCAUAAGCUGCAUCCAUCGUCGUCGCCCCCAUCCUUCCCGCCGCCUCGCCUGCCGCUUCUCUCCACCACCUCCACCUCCACCACCACCACUACUACUACCACCACCACCACCCACCCACCAUCCACCCGCCCCCGACCACGCCGCGAGCCCCGUACUGUUGUCGCCCGGCCCGCUCCGCCUGCGUCGCGCGCAUGCGCCGAUACCACAGCCGCCCCAUCCCCCAAGACGGCCACGCCGCCGCCCCGAGCCAUGGAGCACUUUGACACCUCCACCAUGUCGUACAUGCCCAUGCCGAUCCCGCUGCAGACGGUCACGGGCCCCGACCAGCAAAUGACCAUGCCCUUGGUGCCUAUGGACCAGUUCGACCAGCGCUCCACCUUUGAUGCCGAGACAUUUAUCGGGUACGCUCACAAGCGCGCCCUCACACUUGCUGCGUGCCAGCUGCUAACUCCCCUGCCCAGAAGCGAAGAUGCAUACUCGACCUACCACCUCCAGCAGAUGCCGCCCCAGCUCAAGCGCUACCCCAGCGCCUAUGAAGACCCCUUCUCCGACGUCCAGAGCGGCUACGAGCAGUCGAUACACCCACACGAACCAAACGGCCUGCCCGAGAGCCCCAGCAUCGACAGCAACAACAAGCUGCUCAGCUUCUCCCUGCCCUCGGUCCCCUACACCAUCCUCAGCUAUGCCAUGCAGCGAGUCUCCAUCACCAUGUCUGCCCAGCUGCACGGCAUGUUCUUUCUCGCCGAGUCGCCCUGGGCAUCCGCGGCUAACGUCCAAGCGCCCUCCGAGUUGACGUGCUACCGAAGAAACCUGUUCCAGAUAACCGGCACCGUCACCAUUCCCAGAGCUCUUCAGUUUCUCAUGACGGACCAAGGAGACCAAAUCCCCAUUCUGGGCCAAGAACUCACCAUCUCGGCCACCGAGUCGCUCGAGGGCAAUUCGGUCAAAAUUAUAUCUGUGCCGUGGAAGACGCCGGCAACAAGCAACGCCCCUGUUGAAGACAAGACGGAAAAGGAGCCGCCCACGUAUCCACUCGACCUGUCGACGGGCCAGGACGUUGACUCUGAAUACGUCAGUUUUCCCAUUAGCUGGAAGCGAUUGCAAUUCCGGAUAGCGACGGCCAACAAUGGCCGCAGGAAAGAGCUGCAGCAGCAUUUUGUCGUGCGCCUCAAGGUGAUGGCGACGCUUGCCAACGGUGUCAAAGUGCCCAUUUGUGAGAUCCACUCUGGCGCCAUCAUUGUGCGCGGCAGAAGCCCACGCAACUUUCAGGCUCGAAAGGAUAUGCCAAUAAGCGGGGGUGCGACCACACGCAAGGUACACACCCCGCAGCAGCCGCCCCAGCCGAGUAGAACCCCAACGGGCGAUACAAACCAAGGCACUCCCAAGCCAACACAAGCCCAAGUCCAAGCCCAAGUCCAAGCCCAAGUCCAAGCUGCAGGGCCGGCAAAACCCGUAGAGCUGCUGCAGAUGCCCUUUGAUUUCAAUGGAAGCGCCAUGCCGCCAUCUCCAGACUUUGACUGGAAGAUACCCACGGGUGCGCAGACUGCCAUACCCCAGGAUCCGCCCUCGUCGCAGAUGCAGCACGCCACACCCUAUGCACAAUCAACGCCAGAUAUUUCAAGAGGCGCGCCUCUUCCCAAGACAUCCAUAGCCCCAGUCACCCUAUCCCUCACCGAUGAUGAGCCUACCAAGGCCCCCUCUCCCAAUGAGCAACAAAGAAAACGCACAACGCCCAUGCGACCACCCUCCUUCUCCAUUGGUAUUGUUAACAGCCCAGACGAAAGCGCUGAUCUCCUUUACGAGUAUUUCCCCUUAGGCUUGGACGAUUGGAUGCCGCCUGUCGAUGCCGUCUAUCGGCCCCAUGUCGUCCACCAUAUUACCCCGUUUCCACAGGAUGGGAAAGCAGACGCUGGUAGGAGUCGGUCGAAGCGGUACUUUUCGGAUGCUUGGUGA